Schistosoma curassoni is the source of this 606-nucleotide messenger RNA. NCBI's taxonomy places the organism in Eukaryota, Metazoa, Platyhelminthes, Trematoda, Strigeidida, Schistosomatidae. The record is from the annotation of a GenBank genome assembly.
AUGAAUGAAACUGAUAGUAAAUAUUUACAAAUGAAUAUCAGUAGUCAAUUAUUAUCCUACUCAUCAUCAUCAUCAUCAUCAUCAUCAUCAUCAUCAUCAUCAUCAUCAUCAUCAUCAUCAUCAUCAUCAUCAUCAUCAUCAUCAUCAUCAUCAUCAUCAUCAUCAUCAUCAUCAUCAUCAUCAUCAUCAUCAUCAUCAUCAUCAUCAUCAUCAUCAUCAUCAUCAUCAUCAUCAUCAUCAUCAUCAUCAUCAUCAUCAUCAUCAUCAUCAUCAUCAUCAUCAUCAUCAUCAUCAUCAUCAUCAUCAUCAUCAUCAUCAUCAUCAUCAUCAUCAUCAUCAUCAUCAUCAUCAUCAUCAUCAUCAUCAUCAUCAUCAUCAUCAUCAUCAUCAUCAUCAUCAUCAUCAUCAUCAUCAUCAUCAUCAUCAUCAUCAUCAUCAUCAUCAUCAUCAUCAUCAUCAUCAUCAUCAUCAUCAUCAUCAUCAUCAUCAUCAUCAUCAUCAUCAUCAUCAUCAUCAUCAUCAUCAUCAUCAUCAUCAUCAUCAUCAUCAUCAUCAUCAUCAUCAUCAUCAUCAUCAUCAUCAUCAUCAUCUUAUGAUCUCAUAUAA